Thunnus maccoyii (southern bluefin tuna) is the source of this 3761-nucleotide messenger RNA. RefSeq names its product eukaryotic translation initiation factor 4 gamma 1-like. The coding region runs from base 1977 to 3218 and encodes 413 amino acids. The record is from RefSeq and is a predicted model, not a curated record. The transcript has 2 exons. Gene Ontology annotation, molecular function: translation initiation factor activity; mRNA binding; protein binding. Gene Ontology annotation, cellular component: eukaryotic translation initiation factor 4F complex. NCBI's taxonomy places the organism in Eukaryota, Metazoa, Chordata, Actinopteri, Scombriformes, Scombridae.
AAACUGUAAUUAAAUUAAAAUAAUACAUUCAAAUGAGUUAAAUUCAGUAAUUAAUUAAUUCAUUCAUAUAAUCAAACCAUUUAACAGUCAUACACAUAAUUGAGGUGGCAUAUUCCACGCUCCAUAGUUUAUGUGCAGGAACUUUGUUUUUGAUGCAGAUGCAGUGGUAAUGUUAUUUAACAAGGCAAAACAGUAUAUGGCUCUGUAUGAAACGUUAGAGGGCUUUUAAUUUAAAAUGAGGGCUUUUAAUUUGAAUCAGAUACAGGAAGUGGCAUUGGGCAACCAAGCCCCCUGGAGCAGCACUGGCUUUUGAAGCCAAUUUGACUUCAAUACUGAAGACAUCAAAACCAUAAAAUAACAUUUGGAAUUAUGUUAAAAGUGUUAAAAUUAACAGUGUUAAAAAUUCCUCAAAGUAGCCACUGUUUGCCUUGAUGACAGCUUUGCACACUGUUGGCAAUAUGUCAACUAUGAAUGUGUCCCUUAACUCUGGAAUAUAUGACUUGACUGUGUAAAAAGGGCUGAAGCGGGAGAUAUUUUAUUUAUUUAUAUAUUUUAUUUUAUUUGUCUUAUCAUUUCACCCUGUUCAUUUUACUGUCCUGAGUUAUUUAUUUUAUUGUCUUUAUAACUGUUUAUUUCAUCUACAGUAUUAGCUUUUAGCUUUAAUACAGUAUCUUCCUAUAUUUUAUUGUAUUUCUUUGAGCACUUUCAUCUUAAAGUUCUACUUCAUCUAUUUUGUAAAAGUUUUAUUUUUGUAGAAUAUUUUAAAAAAUAAAUCAAUGACAUUCUGUUCUGGAACCCAGUCCUUUGUGAUGCAUCAAAGGACCACCCGUUACAUCACCCGUUACAUCACCUGGUUCAGCAGAAUUUCUUCAAGUAGCAGUCAGUCAGAUCUCAUUUAGUUUACCAAGUGCCAAACGUUCACAAGUUAUCUCCUGUGAGACAGUUUCGACUUUGUACACGAUGAGCAUGCAAAACAUGAAAACAUGAAUGCAACAUUCAUGCUAGUUCCUCUGAAUGCAGCAGAGAGGAGGAAAAUCAAAAGGAGGGUAAGCAUGGUUGAGCCAGUUGUUUUUGUGGAGCCUUCAAACUCCACAAGAAAACGAACAGAGGCAAAAGCUGCCUCUGAACAAGUCUCGAAUGGAAAGAAAAACAAAGAACUCAGUUCAAAAGAGCCUGUUGUUUUUCUGGAUGAACUGGCCUCCACCGAGACACCACAGGUGAACUUCACUUUUGGGAGUUCAUCCAUCCAGAAGACGCCUGUUGUUUCAGGUCAGGGUUCAGCAUCCAAAAGUGAACAAGCAAAGGUUGCUUCUCCAUCUGCGCAGAAGACCAUGAAAAAGCAGAAGGAUUCUGUUCUUUCUAGUCAGUGUUCGGCCUCCAGAAAGGAAGAAGCAAAGGGGGCUUCUCAACAACCUGCCAUCCAGAGCCGGAUGAAGAAAGUCCCCAAACAGAGGGAACGUAAAGGGAAAGCUCCAUCUAAGGAAUCUGCAACUCUGCCUCGCCGAGCACAGGACAAACAGAUUAAGCCAAAAGAGGUCAUCAGCUUGGUGAAGACCACCUUGGAAAAGCUGACUGCUGAAACGUUUCAUGACCUGAUGAAACAGCUCCAGGACCUGACGAUGGACACAGAGGAAAGGUUGAACUCAGUCGUCAACCUUAUCUUUGAGAAAGCCAUGUCGAGGCCAGACUCAUCCGUGCUGUAUGCCAACAUGUGCCGCUUUCUGACAAAAAUGCAAGUCCCAGCAAAAGAUGCCCCGAAACUCCCUGGCAGUUUUCAAACACUGCUAAUCAGACGCUGCCAGGCUGAGUUUCAGAACAACCACGGCAGAGAUGACACCUUUGAGGAGAGGCAGAGUAGAGAUGUAAGAACAAUGUUUUUUCUGCUUAAUUAUCACAACUACCAACGUUUUUCUUAACGGGGAGGGGAGUUAUAUGAGACUAAAAAUAUUUGAAAAUGCAAAUAUUUAUAAUAAUUCAUGUUGACCCUGACAGAAAGCACUGUUGAACAUGUUUGUUUUCUUAUAAUUUGUCAACAGGAAGGACAGCACGAGCAACUGAGGACAGAGCAGUAUGAUGCCAAUGUGUCCCGUCGUUCUGUAUCGAACAUCAAGUUUAUUGCGGAACUCUUCAGGCUGAAGAUGUUGAGCGAGGCUGCCGUGCACAGCUGCAUCCAGACACUUCUAAACAAGCAGGACGGAGAAUCUCUGGAGUGUCUCUGUCACCUCCUCAACAAUAUCGGUAAGGAGCUGGAGCUGCUGACAGCCAAGAGAGUGAUGGACAGGUACUUUAAGAAAGUGGCUGACAUCAUAAAGGAGGGAAAGAUGUCAGCCACAGUAUCUCACCUCCUUAAAGACUUGGCAGAUCUCAGGCAAAGAAACUGGUUGCCUGAGACCAUGGAAAUAGAUGAGAUCUUUAUGGAGGAUGAGCGUCCAGAUACCACCAGCCUCUCAGCCCUGCAGCCAUCAGGACACUGCACCGUUCCCCAGUCAUCUGCAGACUCCAGCUCUGCUCAUCAGCUUAUUCAGGGCACUGAGGAGAGUCACCUGUGUGAACGUCAUGACAACAGAGAGCCAGAGCCGAAGAAAGAAGAGACGCGCCAAACUCUUUCUAUCACUCCAGCUAAACUCCCACUGACUGAGGAUGACAUGGAGGACUUCUCAGAGACCAUCAUACAUGAGUAUCUGAGGACAGGUGAUUUGAAAGAGGUAGUGCACAUAAUUUCACACCUUAACAGCCCAUCUGUCCUCCAUGUCUUUGUAAGGAAUGCUGUGGACUUGACGCUGGAGAGCGGCAGCAGGACUCGGAGGAAGGCGGGCCUGUUGUUGCUUGAACUCUUCAGAUCGGGGGUUCUGCACACGAAGCAGUUCUUCGAAGGAUUAAAAGACAUCUUGGAGGUCACGGACUAUAUUUUUGCAGACGUGCCUGAAAUAUGGCUCUGCCUUGCUGAGAUCCUCAGCCCUGUGCUGCAUGAGGGAGGUGUCUCCAUGGCAGAGCUCUUCGGAAAAAUCAAAACUCUUGUGCCUCUUGGACCAGCUGGUGUGCUUUUGGCUCAUAUCCUGACCAUGUUGUCCAGCAGCAUCACACAGAGGACCAUCAAAGUGAUGUGGAACAACGCUGGAGUCAAAUGGGAGGAUGUCCUUCACAGCAGUGACGAUGUCAAAAAGUUUAAGGCCGACUGGAUGCUGGGAUACACCGAAGGAGACGAUCUAUGGAGUUAGACUUCCUCCACCCAUCCACCAACAAGAGCACCCCACCACCACCAUCCUCCACCCCCCACAACCCCAACCUUCCCUUCACAAUCCCCCUGCCUCAACCCCAACCUCCCCAAACAUCUCCAUCUCCUCACCUUUCCUCAAGGACAGAAGUUUACUUGAGGAAAGGUGAGGAGAUGUGGAUGCAUUAUAACCCUUCUUGGCCCCUUUCAUUUUUAUUUAACAACAACUCAAAAAGACUUCUUGUUAAAUUAAAAUGAAUCCAAAUUUGGGCGGCAUGGUGGUGCAGUGGUUAGCACUGUCACCUCACAGAAGUUCUGGGUUCAAACCUGCUUCUUUCUGUGUGGAGUUUGCACGUUCUCCCCAUGUCAGCGUGGGUUUCCUCCGGAUUCUCCGGUUUCCUCCCACAGUCCAAAGACUUGCAGGUUAGGUUAAUUGUUGACUCUAAAUUGCCCUUGAAUGUGAAUGUUUUUUGUCUAUGUGUGUCAACUCUGAUCAAUUGGCGACCUGUCCAGAUGACCUGUGUAGAUAAUAAAUAUUGAAUUGAAA